UUUCUCGGCUCUCAUCUGCAAGCCUCUUUAAUACCGCCGCAAGAUGGCAGCCAUGCGUUUCCAUGGACAAUGCUGCCGUAAAACCACAAUCGAAGAAGAAAAAGGCGGAAGCUGGCGGAGCUUCGAGACGACACAAAGACGCCCAGACGGCCAUCAGAAUAAUGGCGUCAUACGAAGAGAACGAACGACAACAAAAUCAACUGGAAGCGGAUGGCGAGAAUCGUGUCAUGUUGAGCAUCCAAGACAUCCAGCAACUGAUUGCUCAUCAAAAAGAAUUUGCCUCUCAGUCACCUGGGGGGAGCUCCAGUUUUGAGCACGAGGAGCCACAGUCCCCCCACAUUAGAGAGGAAGAGAACCAUCCACAGCCUCCCCACAUUAAAGAGGAAGAUGCGGAGUUUGAUGACAGCAAGUUGCCACCGACUGAUGUCUCUGUAAAGAGUGAAGACGAUGAAGACAAACAACCCGAGCGGUCACAGUUUCAUCAGCACAGUCUGUGUGGAGACCAUUGUGACAACCUCUUAGCUCCACUGUCAGACAGUGACGACAUGGAAGAACCUUUAAGGAGGGACAAAGACUACAAAGGUGACAACAAACAGCUGCAAAGCUCCAAAAAAGAGAAAAGUCUUGGAAAAAAGGAAACAUCACAAACGCGUAAAACAUGUUUUACCUGCUCAGUUUGUGGUAAACGUUUUGCUAAAAAAGCAUAUAUUAGACACAUGAGAACACACAGAGAUGACAAAGGCUUUCGUUGCUCAUUGUGUGCUAAAACAUUCUCUCAUAAGUCAUCUGUGGUACAACACAUGAGAACACAUACAGGGCAAAAACCUUUCUGUUGCUCAAUUUGUGGUAAAAGUUUCACUCGAAAAAAGAACAUGUCACAACACAUGAAGACACAUACAGGAGAAAAACCCUUUUGUUGCGCAAGUUGUGGUGAACGAUUCACUCUAAAGUCAAAUAUGGUAAAACAUAUGAGAACACACACAGGAGACAAACCGUUUGCUUGCUCCAUUUGUGGAAACACAUUCUCUCGAAAGUCAAACAUGGUAUACCACAUGAGAACACACACAGGAGAAAAACCGUUUUGUUGCUCCAUUUGUGGUGCAAGAUUCACUGCUAAGCGAACCAUGACAGAACACAUGAAAACACACACCGGAGAAAAACCCUUUUGUUGUUUGGUUUGUGGUAAAACAUUCUCACAGAAACGACAUCUGGUAAGACACACGAUAACACACACAGGAGAAAAACGCUUUAGUUGCUCAACCUGUGGUAAAACCUUCUCUCGAAAAGACAUAAUGGAAACACACAUGAAAAAACACACAGGGGAAGCUCCCUUUAGUUGCUCAAAUUGUGGUAAAAUGUUCUUUAGAAAGGACAAAAUGGAAACACACAUGAGAAAACACACAGAAGAAAAAAACUUUAGUUGUUCCGUCUGUGGUCAAAAAUUCAUUACAAAACAAAAUCUGGUGUCACACAUGACAACACACACAGGAGAAAAACUCUUUUGUUGCUCAACUUGUGGUAAAACCUACUGUAGAAAAGAUUAUUUGGAAACACACAUGCGAACACACACAGGAGAAAAACCAUUUUGUUGCUCAACUUGUGGUAAAAGGUUUACUCAAAAGUCAGUUAUGGUUAGACACAUGAAAACGCACACAGGAGAAAAACCCUUUAGUUGCUUAAUGUGUCAUAAAACAUUCUCUCAUAAAUCACACGUGGUAUCACACAUGAGAACACACACAGGAGGAAAACCCUUUUUUUGCUCAAUUUGUGGUAAAGGUUUCACUCAAAAGUCAGUUAUGGUUAGACACAUGAAAAUACACACAGGAGAAAAACCCUUUAGUUGCUCAACUUGUGAUAAAACUUACUCUAGAAAAGACUAUUUGGAAACACACAUGAAAACACACACAGGAAAAUUAAUCCCCCGAAAGACCGCGGCAUCCGAAGCAGACCCCAUAUUGUUUUUAUAGCAUUUUAUUCUAUGGAAGAGCUGUGUUUGGCUGUGUAAUACACUACAUGUCAUUGUUGUCAUCCUCAUCAGCCUGCAUUUAAGCAUCAUCAUCAUAUUUGUUCAAUUUUUAAUGUUCACUUUCGAUUCACAGUAAUCUCUUUUGCACUGUAUAUGGACUAAGCCCAGUCGUGAAUCCUGAAAAACUAUGAGUAAUUGACAUCCCCCUAAAAUGUUUUUAAAAUCCUAUAUUAAUAUUGAGAGCUGUAAAUAUAGCACAAUCAAGGUUCCAAAAGCAAUUUACUCUGGUACAUUGACUUUUGUAUUAUAUUCUGUGACCACACUUGUAACGAAAAUCAGUCACAUCUCAAAUCACCUGUACCCAUUGAAAAUGAGUAGAAAGGCCAUUCAUCUGUUCCAGUGCCCCCCUCCCCAAAAACACCAACAAAUUUAAAAUGUGUUUUUAAAUAAGAAUUGCACUCUACAGUAUUGCACUCUAAAGAAACACAGUAAUAUCAGAAUGAAAUAAAAAUGCAAAGAAUUAAACAUCACUCAUCCAUCAUCAUCAAGUAUUAAGCAUUAAGCAUCAUGCAGAGAUGUCAACUGUUCCGGUUUGGCCGUAUUUUGUUAUGGCCAGUUGCCAUGUGUUCCGCUGCUUAGGGGAAGUAAAAAAUGUUCCGGAGAGGACUCGACAACAUGCGUGGUAUGUUAACUUGAAGUGGCUAUGCUUGGCCUCUUAAAUACUGUGGCAAGUGAUUGGCUGACAUAAGAUUUGUACUCUACCAACCAAUCAUGGUAAUGUUUGUUGAUGAUAUCCUUCUAUUUUCCUAUUUUUUGCUGACUACGUUCCCAGGACUGUCAGUGUGACGAAUGGUGUAAAUGGUUAAUGCAUGAAAUCUCCUGUUGACACCAUGUCCUUAUGGACUGUUACUCACGUCACUCAAGCAGGGUAUGCUCACUCGGCAUGUGCUUGUAUCGUGUGUGUGGAUGGUAACCUCAAGUGGACAAAUAAAAUACCAGCACCUCUCUGAAGUGCAGUUAACUUAAAUUGGCAUUGAAUUGUGUUUAUGGAACUUAUAAAUCUAUAUAGUAAUUAGCGCUGAAAUCUCUCUUCAUUGAAGCACAACAAGUUUAAAAUACCAUCUCAAAGCAAAAUGUAGUAUUAUUUUUUUGUGCAUUUGGCCCCUGUGAUUAAUUGUGAUUUAUCAGUCCAUCCAUCCAUUUUCUGAGCCGCUUAUCCUCACAGCCCUAAUAGUAAUAUAAUAAAUAAGUGGUUGCUACUUUGUGGAUUUAAUUUACUGUGGGGACUUUCUCGAAUGUAACCUCCGCGAUAAACGAGGGUUUACGUUAUAGUAUAUUAUGUGUACAAUAUCAGAAAUGUUUGUUUGCACAAUAGAGUGCUGAGGUUUUUUACAUAAAUAUUUUUAUUGUAGUUUUGCCAGAUGUUUUUGAGUAGCAUUCGUACAUUAUUAUGUGCAAUUUUUGUACACAAGCUCCAAUACAAAUAUAUCCAUACAUUUUGCACAUUUACUGUACAUCACUAGACAUACAUAAGUACGUCUUCCCCUUAACGAGCACCAGCAUGAUCAUCUACAUGGGUAAACAUGCACCUAUGUAUUUAAACAAAUACAUGCACACACAUUUACACAUUAAACCCACAUAAUCACAACCACCAUAUACAUGAAUAGCAAAGCAAAGCAAAUUUAUUUAUAUAGCGCAUUUCAUACUUAAGGUAACUCAAUGUGCUUUAUAUGAUUAAAAGCGUUUAAAAACAAAGGAAAAUAAACAGCUUCUAAACAUUUAAAACAAAGAGAAAAAAAUAAAAGUACAAUUAAAACAUGUUAUAGUCUAUGCAUUCUGAGAGUGCUGAGUUUUGAUUUUGACUUUUGAGAUCUGCACAAUAAAUCUUCCGUAUCACAUUUUACAUAUAUUUUCCCCUCAAUUUAGCUUUGCUAAAGGAUCAUACAACCUGUUAUUUCUAAUGUCAUUCUGUAAAUGAAACUCACUAUAUAGUUUUAUAUUUAGCAAUUUAGCACCAAGACAUCGUACUGAAUAAAUCAAAACUGAAAUAAAACAAAAAAAUCCAUAUUUUGUCACUCAGCUAUUCAAAGAAAGAAAAUCUAAUAAAAUUAUAAAUAAAAAGAUAAAAUAUUAAUGUUGUUCUGGUUUUUCUUGUGUCAUGUGUUUGUUUUGCCUGACAAAAAUCGAAAUGUUCCUCACAAGUGUGUCACUAGGUGUUGACGUUUCUGGUGGCAUGGGGGGGAUUAUUGAACGUUGCCAGGUACACUGCUGCUGUAAAAUCACCAUCGAAGAAGAAAAAGGCGGAAGUUGGUAGUAUAUGUAACUUUGUAUUUGUAAAGUAUGUAAAUUUUCUAUAAAGCUAAGAUUGUUGGCUUUUAUAGCAAUGUACAGUAAAACCAUCUUGUUUUAAAAUUGUGCAAUUUUUAUCCAUCCAUCCAUCCAUUUUCUGAGCCGCUUCUCCUCACUAGGGUCGCGGACGUGCUGGAGCCUAUCCCAGCUGUCAUCGGGCAGGAGGCGGGGUACACCCUGAACUGGUUGCCAGCCAAUCGCAGGGCACAUACAAACAAACAACCGUUUGCGCUCACAGUCACACCUACGGGUAAUUUAGAGUUGUCAAUUAAUGCAUGUUUUUGGGAUGUGGGAGGAAACCGGAGUGCCUGGAGAAAACCCAUGCAGGCACGGGGAGAACAUGCAAACUCCACACAGGCGGGGCCGGGGAUUGAACCCGGGUCCUCAGAACUGUGAGGCUGACGCUCUAACCAGUCGUCCAUCGUGCCACCUGCAAUUUUUAUUUAUUUUCUUAUUUUCUGACAUCAUUCACAGAGCACCGUGUGUUGUCCAAAAGCUGAUAUGAAGAAGCUCACUAUAUAAUACAUACAGUGUAUAGUGCAACCCUUAUACGGGGGGUAGGAAAUGAGUGAAUGAUUUAGGACAGUGUCCGAAAUCACUCACCACCAUAUAGUGCACUAAAUACAUUAUUAAAACGAGAUGAUUUGACUGUACAUUGCUAUAAAAAUGUCAACAAGUGAAGCUUUGUUGAAAAGUUACAUUUAUACGAAAGAUUCACUCCCUCCGUCUGCGACCCAUCAAGUCGCUUUGUUCACUGCUUUUUUCAAGGCUUUGUGGGAAAUUUUAAGUGCACUAUAUAGGGCACUAAAUUGAUCGCUACCGAACAAUGCAAACUAAAACAAGCAGCCAUUCCAACAGCUUCUUCCAUCUUGUCAUUAACUUCUUCAAGUUAACUUACAAUUCCACUGCAACAUGCCAAUUUUGUCUCGAGUUUGUUGUCACAUCUCUGUCGGGCCAGUUAUACAUUACUCGUGCACUCACUGUAGUAGUCUCGCCACACUGCACAAUUUGCAUAUCUGUUGUUGUCCAAUGCUGGCCACUCAUAUGCCUGAGUAGCAUCUGCACCAUUUGCACAAUCGACUGAGUAGUAUCUGCAACAUUUGCACAACUGACAUUGUCCCAGAUUAUCGCACUACGAGUCACUUUAAACUGCAUACAUUUCUUGAAUUCUCUGCGCCCUUUGCACAACGGUCAUUGCACCUGACUAUUGUUCUAUUAGUCAUUUCAAACUGCUCUAAUUGCUAGAGGACUCUGCAUCUUUUUGCACAAUUAAUAAAUAAAUGAAUUAUCGGCAUUACCACAUUACUGGUAACUUUUUUUUUUUGCUCAGUGACUGUUUUUUUGUCUGUAUGUCUCAGAAGUAUUCUCUGUCAAUUGACUGUCUGUUGUCGUACUAGAGAGGCUCCAAUUACCGGGGACAAAUUUCUUGUGUUUUUGACAUGCUUGGCAAAUAAAGAUGAUUCUGAUUGUUAUCACUAUGCGUUUGGGCAAGUGACCGUCAGUAUGCCUACUCACUCCAAGUGCGCAAGUGCAUACAUGCUUCGAGUUCCUAAUGUUCAAUGAAUUAAGAAUGUAUUGUUAAAAUAGUCACGGGAACUGUUUUAUUACAUUUUGUUUUAUACGUGCAAAAUUCAGUUUCACUGCCUGUUUUAAGUGUAUGGCUUUUAUUUUGAAAGGUAGGUAUCUGAGCUCACCUCUGAGCACGAAUGAUUACUUACAACGGCAAACAAAGGUAACGAAACGGCGAGGAAAAGAGAAGAGUGACUAAUGAAACCAAAUGGCCUGUGAAAUAUAUUCAUUUCUCAAGCUACCCUCUGAUGAGGCCCAAGCUCUAACAUUAGUUUGAAAACCUUUAAAA
Phyllopteryx taeniolatus (common seadragon) is the source of this 6173-nucleotide messenger RNA. Its product is annotated as gastrula zinc finger protein XlCGF57.1-like. Lineage: Eukaryota; Metazoa; Chordata; Actinopteri; Syngnathiformes; Syngnathidae. Gene Ontology annotation, biological process: regulation of transcription by RNA polymerase II. The transcript is spliced from 3 exons. The record is from RefSeq and is a predicted model, not a curated record. Bases 63 to 1967 code for a protein of 634 amino acids. Gene Ontology annotation, molecular function: DNA-binding transcription factor activity; RNA polymerase II cis-regulatory region sequence-specific DNA binding.